AAAUCAGGCAGCAGAAUGCUGUCCAUGACAUACAGCGAAAGCCUGAGAAGCGUGGCCAGCCGGUACCACUCGGACUGGGGUCUCCACCCGGUUCGCCAUACAGAUGUGGUGGAGCUGCAGCGGCUGCGCGAUGUCCGAGUGGCAGCACAGGCCAAAACCAUGGAAGAGUUUCUCAAAAUGCACGGGCUCUCGCUGGAGGAUUGCACAGCUCACAAGACGGGUAUGAGAUAUAGAAAUCUUGGGAAAUCGGGGUUGCGAGUGUCCUGCCUUGGCUUAGGAACAUGGGUGACGUUUGGAGGGCAGAUUACAGACGAGAUGGCAGAACAGCUGAUGACUUUAGCAUAUGACAAUGGCAUUAACCUGUUUGACACAGCAGAAGUCUAUGCUGCUGGGAAAAGCACGUGUCAGCACACGCCCAGCAGCAGAGCGCCGGAACGCUCCACACAUACAGACCUCUCGGGCUCAGUGUGCGCACCACAUUUGGAGUCAGAGACCCCAGAGCCUGGCUCGUGCCCUUUAAAGUCAAAGGCAAAGUCCCCAAUGGGCGAAUCUCCCAUAGGACUGGGCCCUCCAGUCCCUGCUUGUUUGGCAAGACCCUGGGUCCCCGUCAGCCACAGGAACAAAUUAGUUCUGUUUCUGCAAUGGCCACUCUCUCCAUGUCCCUGGGUUUUACUCCCUUUCACCAGCCAGGUGGGGUCCCCGGAAGUCCCAGCCCCAGUGCCGUGGGGACGACCUGGAGGACUCGCCCGGCUGGGGGAUGAUGCUGAUUUGCAUUUAUCUUUGUGCUUGCAGGAAGCUUACUCAGUGGCACGGCAGUUUAACCUAAUCCCGCCGAUUUGUGAGCAAGCCGAGUACCACAUGUUCCAGAGGGAGAAGGUGGAGGUGCAACUCCCUGAGCUCUUUCACAAGAUCGGGGUUGGAGCCAUGACCUGGUCCCCGCUGGCCUGUGGAAUUGUUUCUGGAAAAUAUGAUGGUGGAAUCCCCCCUUACUCUAGAGCAUCGCUGAAGGGAUACCAGUGGCUAAAAGACAAGAUCCUGAGCGAAGAGGGAAGGAGACAGCAAGCAAAGCUGAAGGAGCUGCAAGCCAUUGCCGAGCGCCUGGGAUGCACCCUGCCACAGCUCGCCAUCGCCUGGUGCCUGAGGAACGAAGGAGUCAGCUCCGUUUUGCUAGGCGCUUCCAAUGCAGACCAGUUAAUGGAGAAUAUCGGAGCAAUACAGGUUCUUCCAAAAUUGUCCUCUUCCAUUAUACACGAGAUUGAUAGUAUUUUGGGCAAUAAACCAUACAGCAAAAAGGACUACAGAUCCUAACUGUGCCUACUGUCCCCCUGGACUCACUCUCAACUCCUAGCCUUCUGUUUGCUUGCUUAAGCUUUACUGAAGCCAAGUGAAGAGUGUGAUUGGCAUCAAAAGAAUACAACAUGGCAAGAUGUGUUAGAGAAAUUGUUUAAAAUGUUGCUGCAAGAUGACAUAUGCUUAUUAUGUAACAUUUAUUUUGAAUGCAAGAAGAGUCACCGAUUGGGAAGGGUAUGCCAGAGCUGUGAUUUUACCCUAGAUGAUUGGCCUCUGUGCUUCCUUUUUUAAAAGAAGAAACUACUUUUUUUCACAAACACACACAGAAUAUCAUUGCUUUUUGUUAAUUCCAGCUCCUAUACAAUGUGCUUGAAUAUUCAGAUCUGACACAUGCACCAUUUAACUGGAAGAAUUAUAGUCUCUGUUCCAAAAGCAAUGCUGGCUUUACAAUGCUCUGGCUAAUGUGAGUGUGGAGGACUGUCUGUGGUAACCAUCUAGGCAUGUUAGAAACAGCUGUUGCAAGAGUGCUGCUUGCAUCUCCUAACUGGUUCUGUUCUUCAGUUCGCUCUGUAUAUAUUUCUGUUGGAGAAGAUUGUAUUUUUUGAAGUAUUCAAAGUGAAUCAGCCAAGUUGUUGGCAAGCAGGUGUAAGAGUUCAUGCUCCACGAUUCGGUAGCCUCCCUAAGGCCCGCACUGGGACUGGGGGGGGUUUGUCACGGUGCUUUUUUUAUUUUUCUGGUGCCUCCUGGUUGACCUUCCGAGGUGGUGUUGCUAAUCACACAAGGCCUGAGCCCACUCAGUUCCAGUCAGGGGGCUUUCUCUCCCUAUGAACAGGCUGUGUCCUCAGCCCAAGCGCCUGUUGGCCUCAGUGGGCUUCCUGGGCGUUUUGCUGAGAACGGAGUGCAGGAUGCAGUUUGUGGCUUUGAACAGAAAUGGCGUGUUGCCAUUGAAGGCAUUCCAGUAAGACUCCCUCACCUAGAAAAGCUAGAGUGCUUUUCUCUCUAGCAGGCAGUGCUAUUUUAACAUGAACAUCUUGCUGGUUUCAUUAUUUCCUCUGUAAUUCACUCAGGUCUAGGUUCUCAAUUUAAACUGCAGAUUAGUUGUAAAUGUUUAGUUUUGUACAUGUAAAACAGUGUAACUGCUUAGUAUGAAAGAGAGCAGAGACCUUCAAUUAAUCUGUCCAGGAAACAUUCGGCUUUAAUUUUAGAUGCUUGAUUUCCUUAACACCCAGAAUCUGGAGAUUUCGUAAGCAGCCUCUCGACCUGCCUGAGCCAGUCAUUCCUUUCAAAGGAGCAGGGCAGACAGGGAUUUAGUUUACAUGAGUUCCGAGGACAAUCAUGGAGCAUCGUUACCAGCUGCACAUAAUAAAUGAUGGUAAUGAGCAAGGAUGUGGGACUAAGGAGUUCAAACCCCCAGACUUGCGGCUGUGUCUGGUCUGUGGCCAGGUGCUGCUCAGUAACGUGGAUACUGCACACGGUACUGAACAGCUACAGUGCAUAUUUUUGAGAAUCUUUUGCCUUUGCAAACAAAAACAAAUAUUUUUUGUAUGUUACAAAAUCAUUAUUCAUGUUUCAUAUGCCUGACUUGUGUGGGCUGCUACCUCAUAUGGUACCAACUUUCCCCUAAAAUUCCAGACUGCAUUUGUAGGUACUUGCUUCAGUGCUGACCUAUGUGCUGUCACUGAGGGAAAUAUUCAAUUGAGCAGCAGAUAGCUUGGUCUCGCUUGCCAGAUGAAUUACUUUGGUAGACUGCUAGCGUCCCCAUUCCCAUUAAAGAUUAAUCUCAUCUUAAAAAGGAGGGGACUUUUUCAGGAAUUUAGACUAAUUGUUACAAUGUUGUGGAACCACUGAGUCAACUUGAUAUAACAGUCAACAAAUACAUAUUCAUUUCCUGUCCUAAACUCAUAGGUAGCAUUGCUAGUGCUGUUAAACAGAUGCCACUUUUCACCCUAGAGGUGGCUGCAUUUCAUUGUUGGCUAUAGGGGUCCCUUUAGGAUGCUUCUGUAAAUAAGAUGCUAUAGGAUAAGCCAUUUCACACUAGGUGGUCUGAGAUGUAAAAGCCACAGAAGUUUGCAUUACUGUAGUAAUCGCAUACUUCAAUUUUUGGUAUAAUGUUGGCAGUAUUUUCUCAUAACUAUUGCAUAGAUAACAAGGGGUUAGCUUUUGGGAACUUGAAACAGAAUCUUAUCUGUAGUCUACCAUGUGGUUAGGUUUCUGCUAACCUUAGGGUGCAGAAUUAUUCCAGCACUUAUCUAAUAUGGAUUGUCCACAGAGAAGGCAGAGUAAUACUUAUGAACAAUGAUAAAGCAACGGUGAUGAGGAAUCAUUGUUCCCUGGCAGGGUUAACGUUUUCCAGGACUCUGACUGCAUUUAUUUAGGUUUUACAAAUAUUAGUGCUUCUGUUCCGUUUUUUCUCUUUCCAGGGGCAGCUGUUCCCAGCACAGAGCACUUCCCCGGCAGCACUCUGGGAGCUGGGCACUUGCUCUGAAAAUGCCCUUGCAUUUCUUGAAUUAAUUGGCACUACCCAAGCAGUGCCUGUUUGGCAUUUGUGCAGAGAUUGUGUGUGUGGACGUGGGUCACACAAACCUCUCUAGCACAGCAGGAUCAGAGCACUGACCUAACCCACAAACAAAUCACCCACAUCUAUUGGCAGGGCUUGAUCUGGUUCCAUUAAGGCAUUUUAAAACAGCCCUCAGCUGUGUCCUCCCAACACCUUAGGUUACUGCAGUGGGAGGAGAACCAGCUACCUCGUGGAAAGCUGAUUUGCUCUGAACAUUUUUGUCUUGCUCCUUUUUAAAAGGCAUUUCUGCACCCCCCACUGGACUGGUCUCUUUGCAGCCGGUGGUGUGGGCUCGGGCUGUGUCAGCUCCAUUCCCAGGCCGGGGGUGGCGGCCUUGGCUCAGGCCCCAGUGCAGAUAAACAAGUUGUGAUUUGCACCAGUGCAGUUUAUUCCUGAUUGACUUUGCAAAUUAGAAUAUGAAUGCGCCUACUUGUGACUCUGCUAGUCUGCAGCAGGGGUCUGAACCACCAGCCCUGCCUGUAACCUCACUGGUGCCCAGAUACAGUGCAACCAAAGGGCCCUACGACUAAUGUGCGCGAUGCCGUCUUGCCCAGCCACUGCUGUUCCUACUCCCCCAUCACCAUCCAGCCCCAGCCACAGACCCUGCCCUGUUGUGAUCAGUCCCUGGUUAUGGCCCAGAAUGCUGCUCUGAGGACUGUGCAUGUCGCUGCCCAGUGUUUCAGGCCUGAUGCUUGUUGCUACUGAAUUUAAAUUUCCUUUAAGAGUAGAGUCUGUACAACUUUGAAUCCAGCCUCCAUUUUUAAGCUGCUGUAAAAAUGCGGUGGGCCAGUUGCAUGGGGUGUUAGCUCCCUGCAGCGCUGCACGUGCAUUGGGGUGGGCUUUUCCAGCAGGCAGGCAGGAUGGACGAGAGCCCGUCUCGAUACUCCCUGUGAAUUGUGCUCGGCCGUGCACCCAGGCAGGCGGCCCCAGCACCAUCCUGCCAAAGUUCCAGCCCGGCCUUCUCACUCCAGCUCCGCCUUCUCCCUGCCCUGUGCUGCACACCCACCCCCCGAACUGCAGUGGUACACUUGAGCCUGUCUGUCCCAAGCACCUGGGGCGGCGGGGGAGGAGGGCACAGCUGAACAAAGUGGUUACUUCCCUAGCUCUUAGGCCCCCCAGGAGCCUGCAUCACAUUCUCCCCAGUUUAAAGAUAGGAAACUGUAACGUAAGUGCCUGAGAGGGUCCCUUUUAUUCAGCAUUGGCUUUUCCCUGAACGCGCACGGAAGGCCUGUCCGGGAGCACAUGGUGCAGGGUGUUCUCCAGUGACUCCAAGCCCAGCGUCACCAUCUGCUCUACCUGCCAUUUGUAUCUGUUCCAUAAAGCACGGCAAGAAUCGGGCCUGCUCUCCUGCUGGAAACGCAGACGCUGCUCACUGCAUUGGCCCUGCACUAGCAGAGGGCUGGGACCAGCCGGAGACUUGGAGGUUUUUUGGUUGGUAAAGAACCUGUUAUUUACUUCUCGGCAAUAACUAAGCCCCAGUGUGGAGUGGCCGAGUCUGAUACCAGACAAGAAACAAGGAGCUAAUGUUACACAAGUGUUGGUCAUGCCCAUUCCUUCCUCAGUCUGCGCACCCCGUACAGAGCCUGGCCACAUGCCAUGGCCGGCAGUCCUGCACAGCUGUGACCAGCCCAUUGCAUUCCAGGCCUCAAUACGGACACCAGAGGCCACGCAGGGUCCUUCGGGCCCGGGUGUGAGCGAGUUGGUCACAUGGAUUUUACCAAAUGCCUAACGCCAUCGUUACCCGCUGACAGCGCUGGGCCAGUGCGUCAGUCAGUGACGCUCGGCUCUGCACUUGCAUUUCAAGAACUGACUCAAGGGAUUGGCAGGACUGAUGACUGGGGGGAGGGUUGCAGUCCUUCUGCUCGCUGGGGCAUAGGAUGCCUGUUCCUAACCCAGUGUAACUAUAUAUUUACAUGGAAUGGGCGAGCCUGCUGCUGUGAGCAGGCGAAUAACCGUCUGGCUUGUGGGCCCUGCGAAAGGGCCCACUGCUUGGGUAUCGGCUGCCCUUUGGCAUGGGGAGUAGGCAGGUAAGGGAGUAAUUGCCUUUGGAGGUGGUGUGAAACCCCAAACGGAAAUGCUGCAGGAAAGCGCAGGGUCUUGGUCUUGCUCCCCGGUGGCAGGGGGGGUUCAGGUCUCCCCAGCGUAAGGAAUGGGCAGGGAGAGUGUAAGGGGAUGACUCAGCCUUGCCUAUGAUUGCACAUUAGCGGCUGUUAUUUGUCUGGCUUGUCUAAUGUUACCUGCAGCCCCAGCGUCCCUAGGGCGCACGGUGUGGGGCUGCACCUGUUCAUGUGAAUGUUAUGAUACAAAAUGAAACUGGGGGAGGAACCACCCCCAGCCACCAAUGUUUGCUCCUGCGGCCCUUGAGCGUCCCAACCCGGAGCUGUUCAAGGACUUUUCCGGUCUGAGCCUCCAUGUCCUACCCCAGGGGGUCUCUCUGGUUCCAGUGUACGAGGAGUGUAACGUGGGUGUGCAGGUGAGUUCUGGCUGUGGUGUGUGCUUUCGCUGCCAGUCAGCGAGCCCGGCUAUUUACCAUGGAAAAUUCCGCUGCCCCCAGUAGCUGUGUUAUUGUCCCGUCUUACGGUCAAUCCUUGUAUGUAAAUAAAGCGCUUUCUUUUUAUCUGUAUAUAGAGAGAGAGACGUAUCUAGGACUGUGAUCAUUACGCUCGCUCUAACUGCAUAAACGCUAGGCAAAGCCAGCUGCCUGCAUUGUGCUGCUGAAUGAUGAUUGCGACUGAUAUUCAGCUACUGUAUUUAUGGUAUGACAAAAUAAAGACCAGCCUGAUCUGUC
Messenger RNA from Trachemys scripta elegans, 6635 nucleotides. RefSeq names its product potassium voltage-gated channel subfamily A regulatory beta subunit 2 (gene KCNAB2). The record is from RefSeq and is a predicted model, not a curated record. Gene Ontology annotation, biological process: regulation of potassium ion transmembrane transport; regulation of action potential; transmembrane transport. Gene Ontology annotation, cellular component: voltage-gated potassium channel complex; extrinsic component of cytoplasmic side of plasma membrane; membrane. Gene Ontology annotation, molecular function: potassium channel regulator activity; transmembrane transporter binding. Bases 16 to 1308 code for a protein of 430 amino acids. The transcript has 9 exons. Lineage: Eukaryota; Metazoa; Chordata; Testudines; Emydidae.